Lactuca virosa is the source of this 4261-nucleotide messenger RNA. The record is from the annotation of a GenBank genome assembly. Lineage: Eukaryota; Viridiplantae; Streptophyta; Magnoliopsida; Asterales; Asteraceae.
CCGCUAAUUUCUGGAAGUAAAAGGAGGUGGUAGGCUAUCCACCCCUCUUUCUCACUUCUCUUUCUGCUUCUUGUCGAGUGCAUUUCUCUCCUACCACACGCCCCAGAAUCAACGCUACUACUAUGCUUGCAGAUCUUUAAACAAAACCCUAAUGAUAUGCUACAAUGGUGUUUAAGGGUAGAUUCUUCCAUUCAAAGAAAUCAUCCGAUAUAUCAAGCCCCGAGGGAUCCAACAGCCCUCGAUCAAUAGGGUCUAAUUCCAGUUCACCCAUCAAAUCCGACAAAAAGAAAGCUAAGUCCGCUAGCAAAGACGAACCUCAAACGCCGAUCAGCGCUUCAUUGCGUCAAAAUCAAGUCAAAGAUGGUUCCAAUUCCAGUUCCACUUCGAAUUCAAAGCAUCAGAGUCGGAGUAAGAAAGAUGGUCUUCAAGGAGUUGAAUCGAAGGUUCAGAAUACGACUCCUAUUACAGAAAAACCGAGUUUGGGAUCAGGGUCAUCGAAGUUGACGAAGAAAGGGGCGGCGGAAGGUCCUGCUACAGUUUCCCCAAUUCUGGCUUCUUCACUUGGGCUAAAUCGGAUCAAGACGAGAUCUGGGCCUUUGCCACAAGAGAGCUUUUUUGGGUUUGGUAGAGAUGGUAAUAGUAAUGAUAACAAAAACAAAGUUAAUAGUAAAAUGUCUUCACUUGGUUCUAGUAAUCUUUCAAAAUCAAAGAACAAUGAUGGUGGUAAUUUCGAGGAUGGAUUUGGUACUGAUAAGAAAAAGAUGUCUAGUUCUAUGGAGAACGACGAUGGUAGCAAUUCAGACCGCAUGUCCAUUGAAAGCCUACCUUCAAGGGAUCAUACUCCUAAUGUUUUAGGUCGUUCUCGAUUGCAAAAUGGGGAAUCUUCCUCUGAAGCUGGCCAUGUAAAUUUAAGGGGAUUCUCUGGAGGCUUGAGGACUUCAGAGCUUUGUACUCCAGAAAUGAAGACUUCCUAUGAUUCUGAAAACCCAAAAGAAUCUGAGUCACCCCGUUUUCAAGCCAUACUAAGGGUUACAAGUGCACCUAGAAAGCGAUAUCCAUCUGACAUCAAAAGUUUCUCCCAUGAACUAAACUCCAAAGGCGUACGCCCUUACCCUUAUUGGAAACCCCGUGGUUUAAACAACUUAGAUGAAGUUUUAGUAACAAUACGCGCGAAAUUCGAUAAAGCAAAAGAAGAAGUAGAUUCAGAUCUUCAUAUAUUUGCAGCAGAUCUUCUUCCCAUUCUUGAAAAGAACUCAGAAACUCAUCCAGAAUGGCAGGAAACUUUAGAGGACUUACUGGUUUUAGCUCAAAGAUGUGCCAUGACUACCCCUGGAGAGUUUUUGCUACAAUGUGAGGGAAUUGUUCAGGAAUUAGAUGACAGGCGUCAAGAACUUCCAAUGGGAAUCUUGAAAAAGCUUCAUACUCGUAUGCUUUUCAUUCUCACAAGAUGUACAAGAUUGCUACAGUUUCAUAAAGAAAGUGGAUUAGCUGAAGAUGAACUUGUUCUUCAGCUUCGAAAAUCUCUUCAUUCUGCAGAUAAAAACAUCCCCACAACUAUAAAAAAAGAUGACAUUUCAAUUCCAAGAACAUCAAAAACAUCAAAAACAAGACAAUAUUACAGUCAGGAACAACGUGGGCUACAUAACAUGGAUUGGAAAAAAGAACAAGCUCCACCUCCUGUAGAAAUAGUUAAAGGUUUAGACUCUCCAACAAGCAGAAACCGUAUGUCAUCAUGGAAGAAACUGCCAUCUCCCGGAGGAAAAGCUCUGGUGACUGAAGUUGCUCCGGUGAAAGAAGCUGCUCUUGCUCCGGUGAAAGAUCUUCAGAUACAACCUGCAACCACUACUUAUAAGCAUCAACAUAAAGCUUCAUGGGGGUGGGGUGAACAAUCGAAUAUAUUUGAUGAAAGUUCUAUAAUUUGUAGGAUUUGUGAGGAAGAAGUUCCUACUUUACAAUUAGAAGAUCAUUCUAGAAUCUGUGCGAUUGCGGAUCGAUGUGAUCAAAAAGGUCUUCGUGUUGAUGAAAGGUUAGUAAGAAUUUCUGAAACUCUUGAGAAGCUAAUGGAGUCGCUUUCUGAAGGUGCAAAAGUAUCAAAUUCUGAAGAAUCUGAGCUUGUGUCUCCAAAUGAUUGGUCUAGAAGAGGUUCAGAAGACAUGAUUGAUUGUUUUCCAGAAGGUGAUAAUUCGGUUUUAAUGGAUGACAUGAAAGGGAUGCAUUCUAUAGUACCAUAUAGAACACGUUUAGGGCCUAUAUCUGAUCAAAUGGCCACAUCAUCUGCUGGGAGCAUUACUCCUAGGUCACCAUUGUUGACACCUAGGACUAGCCAGAUAGACUUGUUGUUAGCAGGAAAAGGUGCUUAUUCAGAAAAUGCUGAUCUUCCACAGAUGAAUGAGCUUGCUGAUAUUGCCAGAUGUGCUGGAAAUACACCCUUAGAUGAUUCCCGCUCUCUGCCAUAUUUGCUGACGUGUCUUGAAGAUUUAAAAGUUGUUACUGACAGAAGAAAGUUUGAUGCUUUAACAGUGGAAACAUUUGGAGCAAGAAUAGAGAAGCUUAUUAGGGAAAAGUAUUUGCAGUUGUUUGAGUUGGUUGAUGAUGAAAAAGUUGACAUCACAAGUACUGUAAUCGAUGAAGAUGCUCCAUUAGAAGAUGAUGUUGUACGCAGCCUUAGAACAAGCCCUAUACAUUCAAAAGAUCGGACCUCAAUCGAUGAUUUUGAGAUCAUAAAACCGAUUAGUCGUGGUGCAUUUGGGCGUGUUUUUUUAGCCAAAAAGAGAACAACAGGGGAUCUUUUUGCUAUCAAAGUUCUUAAAAAAGCAGACAUGAUUCGAAAAAAUGCUGUUGAAAGUAUAUUGGCUGAACGUGAUAUUUUGAUAUCAGUUCGCAACCCUUUUGUGGUUCGUUUUUUCUAUUCUUUCACAUGUCGUGAGAAUCUUUACCUUGUUAUGGAGUAUUUAAAUGGAGGUGAUUUGUAUUCAUUGUUGAGAAAUCUGGGAUGCUUAGAUGAAGAUGUUGCUCGUGUAUAUAUUGCAGAAGUGGUGCUUGCGUUGGAAUAUCUUCAUUCGUUACGUGUUGUUCAUCGUGACCUAAAACCAGAUAAUUUGUUGAUUGCACAUGAUGGGCAUAUAAAGUUGACUGAUUUUGGGCUCUCGAAAGUUGGUUUAAUUAAUAGUACAGACGACUUAUCUGGUCCAGCAGUUAGUGGGACAUCAUUAUUAGGAGAAGGAGAACAUGAAUCUCAAUCAUCUUUUUUAUCUGAAAGUGAAAGUCAACAAGAAAGGCGUAAAAAACGGUCUGCUGUGGGGACCCCUGACUAUUUAGCACCCGAGAUUCUUUUGGGAACUGGACAUGGUACAUCUGCGGAUUGGUGGUCAGUUGGUGUGAUACUUUUUGAACUAAUUGUUGGCAUUCCUCCUUUCAAUGCAGAACAUCCUCAGACGAUAUUUGAUAACAUUCUCAACCGUAAUAUACCUUGGCCAGUGGUACCUGAUGAAAUGAGCCCGGAUGCCCAGGAUCUAAUUGAUCAAUUAUUGACAGAAGAUCCAAACCAGAGACUUGGAGCUAAGGGAGCAACCGAGGUGAAACAGCAUCAGUUUUUCAGGGAUAUCAACUGGCAUACACUCGCACUACAAAAGGCUGCAUUUAUUCCUUCAUUUGAGAGUGCACUAGACACCAGUUAUUUCACAAGCCGAUACAUGUGGAACACCUCAGAGGAGCAUGGAUAUGUCGCCAGUGAAACAGAAAAUUCCAGUGACAAUGGCAGCAUCAGUGGUGGCAGUAGUUGCCUAAGUAAUCGCUAUGAUGAAAUUGUUGAUGAGUAUGGAGGUCCUGCAGAAGUUGGAUCACAAUCUUGUGUCAACUACUCUUUCAGUAAUUUCUCCUUUAAGAAUCUGUCUCAACUUGCUUCGAUCAAUUAUGAUUUGCUUACGAAAGGAUUGAAAGAUGAUCAGUCGACAAAACCAAACGAAUAGUCAACCUGGUCAACGCACCAGAAAGAAGUCAAAGGGCUAUGGUGGUUUCAUGUGAAGGAUGUAAAUAGAUGGAAGUGAAGUUUUUCAGCAUUGGGGGUGGAAUGGUGUGUGACAAGAAGGGCGAGUCUUUUGGGGUAAACUGGAAGCUAUUUAAUUAAAUUAAACACUGAGAGUUGGGAAAAAGAAAAGAAAAGACGCCAUGUCCUCUAAAUUUUGUGGUGUCUUGUUUGUAAAUAUUACUCUUUUUAAAGUGUUUUUAAAUGAAAUAUGAUUGUCUAGUAGUUUCAAAUGGA